GCUCUAAAUCACCCACAUAGAUGCAGCUGUCCCUGUGUAAAAGUACCUCCCUGCGCUUUCAUCCCAGAUGCUGGUUUCCCCAGGUGGGCUUCACUCCCGUGAAGCAUCCAAGUGUUCAAGGGUGAUCAGCUGAGGCUUUUCUCUGUGCAUGGUAAGCCUGGAAUUCAGCUUCAGAGGAUGCUAUUGGACACCCUAGGGACCCUCUUUCAUCUGGAGACAGCUUUGGGAGGUGCAAAAAGGACAGGCACUGGGUGCUGCCCAGGCCUCUGGCCCAGUAUUUGAUUGACCCUCACUGGCCUCUAGGGAAUCUUGAAGGGGAAACCUGUGGAGCUGGACAGUUAGAAGGAACUCAGUAAACGUUUCCAGAAUGCUUGUUUCUGGGCUCGCUUUCCUUUUCUGAACCCGAAUUUCACAGGAAGGAUGAGGAUGGGAUUGGUAUUGGGUCUGUGAAGAUCCAUCUCUUUUUUUGUUCCUGAAUACUCUUGACUUGAUAUGUGUUGUUAGUCUCUGUACCAAAGAAAUUCUUGACAGCAUCUAGGUGCUUCAGUGUCCCAAGUAACUGGGUUAAUGUUUUAGGGAAGUGUCUGAAGGAACAGAGAUGGUGAGUCCCCACGGCAGGAGUAGGUUGACCUUUUCCAGAUUCCUGGAACUCUCUGUGACUUGUGUUCUUGGGGCUGGCUGGUGCUUGCCUCAGAACCUCUGGUCUGCGGUCAACAGUGGCCGUUCUCACAUGCAGGUGGACACAUACGCCAUCUUAGAGAGUACAUGUAGCUGUGUGGCCAACAGCUAAAGGCAGACCCUGUUACACUGAUGGUUCUUGAUCUUGUGGAAGAAAACCUGGGUCUGAGGUACCUAGGGCAGUCUAGAAUAGCGCCUCGCAGAAAGGGCUGGAACCUGGAGCCAUCAUAGCCUUGGUGAUCAUUCUUCAGAAAUAAGAAGGACUGUUACCAAACGAGGCAGGUGGAGGACCCACUCAGCGCUUUGCGCUUAGAGACGCUGGUUAGCAGCCCAGGCCAUGCGCUUAGAAAGAUGGCUCAAUCAGCCAUGCCCCCCUCUCCUCCACCAUCCCGUCUGUUCCUUCACUGAGAGGGAGCAAGCUCAAUGUACUUGGUGGAACAGUUUCCUUUUCUGCGUUGAGGGUUUAUCUUGGCAAUUAUAACAUCACCAAUGAUGCAACAGCCUGCAAAUUAAAGCCCUUUGUGAAAGGCUGCGCGCUGGUUGAGCAAGGCCCCUGACUCACUCCCGCCAGCGGAGUUUUCUAGCUGACCUUGCCGUGGUCAUCAGUGGGUUCCGAGAUGCAGGUCUAAUUGAAGCGUGGGCUGGAAAGGCGCGGUCAGAGUGCUCAGCGUUAUUUUUACCCAGCUUAAAAAUCACACAUGCCUCAUUAUUUCCAUUGUAACCCAGAUGGCAUUGGGGCUGUUAAAAGUUGUUUAUUUUUAAUUUGUAUUGAGGAAUGAGAGCACGCUUGGGAUUCAAGUCAAACAUAACAAACAAUGUCAUUGAGAUUUCCUAUAAUGUUCCCUUCUUGUUUUCGUCAGGUAUGCCUGCAUUUCACAGGGUGAGCACAUUGUUUGAUAUCCUGUUAUUUUUCUAAAUUUUAUUUGAGUUGAUUUUUAUCCAGAUUGGACUCACAGUGAAUGUCGAAAGACCCUGACCUUUGAUCACAGUUACAUAAGAGGUUUUUUUUCAGUUUCAAAAUGAGUUUUUAUUGCCACCACCCCCACUCACCUCUCACGUUUCUUUGCAACUAAUUUUCCCGUUGUUAUGAAGGGGGAGGAUUUUGUUUCUCGUAUGGCUUUAAUUAGAGUUUGAGCUUGUUUUUUAAGUUUAGUGGGGAUUUAAGAGAUGCCAUUCGUUAAUAAUCCAGGCUUUGAGGACGGGCUUUCACUGGAGUUUGGGUGUUUAUAAGCCUUUCAAUUAUCAGAACAUGGUGUAUUUUAUUAACUUUCUAGGGAUCUUAAAUGUAAUUAAGUAGCCUUCAAAUAAACCUUCCGCUUUAGUCAUAAGGCACACGGCACAAUAAAUGAUACUCACCGGCAUGCACUAUUAAGAAAGAGAACAAGAAUGUUAAAGGCCAGACUAGGGAGGUUGGGAACACUCAAGAACUCUUCCUGCCAUGCCCCGUCCCCGGCAAGCUUCUUUUUUUGUAACUGAUGUUGUUUUGUGUCUUUGCUACUGUGCUGUAAACCAAUUGACUGUGAUGUUGGUGUCCCUAAGACUUUGGGGAGACUGAGGUUGUAGCUCAGUUGGCAGUGUUUGCUGUGCAUUCCCAACUUCGUGGGUCCUCUCUCCAGCACCCCUAACCCAAUGUCACCAUGUGCACCUCUAAUUCCAACAUUUAUACAGUGGAGGCAGGAGGACCAGAAGCCCAUGGUCAUAGAAAGACUCCAGGGGAGUUACUAAAUUGAUCAAUUAUCUUUUCAAAAAUGUCACAGAUAGGAGCUAGAGAGACGGCUCAGUGGUUAAGAGCCCUUGUUACUCUUCCAGAGGACCUGAAUUUGGUUCUGAGGCCUGACAUCAGGCAGCUCACAACUGACUAUAACUCCAGCUUCAGAGGAUCCAACACCCUCUUCUGACCUCCACAGGCCACAAGUGGCAGACACUCAUGCAGUCAAACGCAUAAAUAAAUCAAUAAAUUCUUUUUUAAAACUUUUUCCAUGGGUAGUAAUGGUUCCCAUUUUGAAGCAUCUCUAUUUAGGUUUUUUUUUAAAAAAAAACACAUUUCUGUAUACGCCCACCCCCCCCCUCUCCCCAUGGGCUCCAUUUUCUCAAGCUGUGGGGUUGUUUUAAGGGGUGGCCCUGUGUGUCCUGCCUGUGUCCAUCUUGUGUUACAAACACUUGCUCCUGCGGAGACUGCCAGUCACACUAGUUCAUAUUUCAGUCAGCAAAGUAGAUGGGUGCAUUAAUAAAAUGCAGGGCUGUCAUCCGAUUUAUUAAGUUUAAAUCUAAUUUCCAAGUAAUCCCCUGUUGGACUUGGAAUCCGUUCCUUCCCUGUAAGCUGGAUCGGGUUUUGACACAUUUGUUCACCGACGCAUCCAAACAGAAAAAGUGGGUCAGUUUGUUGCUGGGAUAGGGCUAAUCUGGCAGCGUAAGAGAUGGCUCAUGGGUAUGUGCCCACGUGUGCACCAAGCACGUGUUUCUCCUAGGCCUGCAUGUACUUUGGACUGCUAAGUGACUGCAGGCCCUGAGCUGGGCACUCGGGAACUAGAGUGUUUUGUUCUCCCUGUAAACCAUCAGUGGGUUGAAGUGCUUCUGCACAGACCGGACAACCUGAAUUCAGUCUGCAAUUCCCACUGUGGAAGGAGAGGAGCAGUUUCGAAAGUUGACCUCUGACCCUCUCCAUGCGUGCCCACACAAUAAUAAUAAAUAAAGUAAAUAAAAAUAAAAAGGCCCUUUCCCCUAAACGUACCCCUAAGGAGGCAAAAUUCACUUUCUGGAAAUGUCACAGGUCAAGGCUGGAGAGAAGGCGCAGGGUUCAGAGCUCUUGCUGGUUUUGCUGAGAACGGGUGCCUUCAGUUCACAGCACCACCUCGGGCAGCUCCCAGCCAGCCUCGUCGUCGUGGAUUUUGAUGUCUACACAAGGAAGAUGCUCAGUGCUGGGUGCAGAGUGCUUGCUCAUUUCUGUUUCUGUAGAGUCUGCACUGCCACACUGACCUCAGAGGUCAGAGGUCAGAGCAGCACAUGCUUUUCUGUUAUUACUAUAGGGAAACCCCUGUGGGGUAAACUGUCUAAAAUUUAUGUCGUCUAUUGAACUCUUUUGCGGGCGUUUCUUAGGUCAGGUCUUGUUUUAAUUGCAGAGAGUAUUUAGGUCAUCUGACUUAAAUAAACUCCAAGGAUCUGUGCUUAUGAAAUACAGCUCCUGCCUGUAGCAGGUUAUAAAAAAGCGUGUGGUGGCAGCGGUGGUGUCUUCACAGUAGGCGUGGGAAAGUAUGUCAGCUGGCGUGACGCGAUGCCUGCUCUUCAAUUUCUCUUUUUUAUUUGUGUCUUUAAGCAGUCCUAUCAGCUAAUGGGUGUAAUGGAGUUAAUGGCACUAACAGAGGUAGCAUCGUGGAAUCGGCAUUUUCAUGGCAGUUAUUCACCAAAAAAGAAACACAGAUGGUGACUGAGAUAUCCAACACGGCCUUGGUCCGCUUCAGAGAGGCACCUGGCAGAUUUAUCCUGGACUGGACAGCGGAAGGGAUAUUGAUGGAUGAGAAGCCGAAGGUUUUCAGACCUGAAAGAAUACUGGGAAAGUGAUUUGUUCUCCCCCAGUGGGUCUGUAGGGUAAGGUCCUUUCUGAUGCAGCUGAGGAAAAUGCAGACCAUCAAAAAGGAGCCAGCACCCCUGGAUCCUCCCAGCAGCUCAGACAAGAUGAUGGUGCUGAACUCUGCCUUAGCCGAGGUGGCGGAGGACCUUGCCUCGGGUGAAGAUCUGCUCCUGAAUGAAAGUAGCGUGGGGAAGAACAAAUCCUCCGCGUGUCGGAGAAAACGGGAAUUCAUUCCCGACGAGAAGAAAGAUGCCAUGUAUUGGGAGAAAAGGAGGAAAAACAACGAAGCUGCCAAGAGGUCUCGGGAGAAGCGCCGGCUCAAUGACCUGGUUUUGGAGAACAAGUUGAUUGCACUGGGAGAAGAAAAUGCCACUUUAAAAGCCGAGCUGCUCUCUCUCAAAUUAAAGUUUGGUUUAAUUAGCUCCACAGCGUAUGCCCAAGAAAUCCAGAAACUCAGUAACUCCACAGCUGUGUACUUUCAGGACUACCAGACAUCCAAGGCCGCUGUGAGCUCAUUUGUGGAUGAGCAUGAGCCCACAAUGGUAGCCGGGAGCUGCAUCUCAGUCAUCAAACACUCUCCUCAGAGCUCUCUGUCUGAUGGGUCUGAGGUGUCCUCUGUGGAGCACACGCAGGAAAGUCCCGCUCGGGGAGGCUGCCGGAGCCCCGAGAACAAGUUCCCAGUGAUCAAGCAGGAGCCGGUGGAGCUGGAGAGCUUUGCCAGGGAAUCCAGGGAGGAGCGGGGUGCCUAUUCCACCUCCAUCUACCAAAGUUACAUGGGCAGCUCCUUCUCUACCUACUCCCACUCCCCACCCCUCCUGCAGGUCCAUGGGUCCACCAGCAACUCCCCGAGAACCUCAGAGGCCGAUGAGGGUGUUGUGGGCAAGUCCUCGGAUGGGGAAGAUGAGCAGCAGGUACCCAAGGGCCCCAUCCAUUCUCCGGUGGAGCUGCAGCGGGUGCACGCCACUGUGGUGAAGGUUCCAGAAGUGAACCCUUCUGCCUUGCCCCACAAGCUCCGAAUCAAAGCCAAGGCCAUGCAGAUCAAAGUGGAGGCUUUGGACAGCGAGUUUGAAGGCAUGCAGAAACUCUCUUCCCCAGCCGAUGUCAUGGCCAAAAGACACUUUGACCUGGAGAAGCAUGGCACCCCGGGUAUGGUCCAUUCCUCCCUCCCUCCUUUCUCAGUGCAGGUGACGAACAUUCAAGAUUGGUCCCUCAAAUCAGAACCCUGGCAUCACAAAGAACUGAACGGCAAAACUCAGAGUAGCUUCAAAACAGGCAUGGUGGCAGUCAAAGACGGUGGUUAUAAGGUUUCCGAGGCUGAGAAUUUGUAUUUGAAGCAGGGGAUGGCAAACUUAUCCACAGAGGUGGUCUCGCUCAAAAGAUUCAUAGCCACACAACCUAUCUCAGCCUCGGACUCCAGGUAAAUGACUACUGACUGAGUUGUGCAUGGAAGGGGAGGAGGAGGAGGAGGAGGAGGAGGAGGAGGAGGAGGAUGCUGUUGGUGCCAUGCCGAUUUCCACUGGACCUCUGCUGUCAUUUCACUGUAGUGUGCACACGGUGUCUGUCUGGUGUCCUUGUGUGCACACGCUGAAGACUUGAUGCCCUCACUCUGCCUGGUGUAUAGUCAGAUAGCCCCCACAGAGGCUGUACAUAUCGAACGUUAUUUUUGCUCUAUUAUAAAGUGUGUAUGUUGCCAGUUUCAAUAAAGGAUUGGUGACAAACACA
Arvicola amphibius (Eurasian water vole) is the source of this 5968-nucleotide messenger RNA. RefSeq names its product nuclear factor, interleukin 3 regulated (gene Nfil3). Gene Ontology annotation, cellular component: nucleus. NCBI's taxonomy places the organism in Eukaryota, Metazoa, Chordata, Mammalia, Rodentia, Cricetidae. The transcript has 2 exons. The coding region runs from base 4279 to 5667 and encodes 462 amino acids. Gene Ontology annotation, molecular function: DNA binding; DNA-binding transcription factor activity. Gene Ontology annotation, biological process: regulation of DNA-templated transcription; circadian rhythm; immune response. The record is from RefSeq and is a predicted model, not a curated record.